Molecule: messenger RNA, 3394 nt
Organism: Micropterus dolomieu (smallmouth bass)
Lineage: Eukaryota; Metazoa; Chordata; Actinopteri; Centrarchiformes; Centrarchidae
Product: phosphofurin acidic cluster sorting protein 1
Exons: 23
Coding region: 1-2586 (861 amino acids)
Biological process (GO): protein localization to plasma membrane
Molecular function (GO): transmembrane transporter binding
Source: RefSeq, a predicted model, not a curated record
AUGUCGGAGCGAGGAGGGCUCCCGCGGACUGGGGGCGUCCCCUCGCCGCACAUGCAGCCCUCCAAGCCGGUCAGCAUCACCUCCAACCGGCCGGUCCACAUGAACCUGUACGCUACCUGGGAGGUGGACCGCUCCUCACCUAGCUGUGUGCCGAGGAGCAGCUGCAGCCUUUCCCAGACAGACUCAGUUGCCACCCGAUCAAUGCAGGCGCAGAUGUUGAUGAAGCAUUGGCAACCCAACAUCAAGCAGAAGUUUGUGGCCUUGCUGAAAAGGUUUAAAGUCACGGAUGAGGUCGGUUUUGGCCUGGAGCAUGUGUCGAGGGAGCAGAUCCAGGAGGUGGAGGAGGACCUGGACGAGCUCUACGACAGUCUAGAGAUGUACAACCCCAGCGACAGCGGGCCAGAGAUGGAGGAGACCGACAGCAUCCUCAGCACACCCAAGCCUAAGCUAAGGCCGUUCUUUGAGGGGAUGUCCCAGUCCAGCUCGCAGACGGAGAUUGGCAGUCUGAACAGCAAAGGCAGCCUGGGCAGAGACCCUUUCAGCCUGCAGGGGGAGCAGCUUCCUCUAGAGAAGAUGAAACCCUCCCGCAGCCGCAACCUGGAGGAAGCCCUGUCUGAGACCGACACACUGGAGCUAACAGAUCAGGAGCUGUUUGCCGAAGUGGGCCCCUGCAUCAUGGUGUCAGUGGCAGAGAAACCCCGUACACCCAUGAAGAGCAGCAAAAAUGAAACCCAGGCCAUGCCAUCACCAAGGUUGGACGGAGGCCACACCCCCAGACAGAAGCGCAUCAGCACCCCCAUGAAGGAGAGACAGCUGUCCAAACCUCUGAGUGAACGGACCAACAGCUCGGACUCGGAGAGAUCCCCGGAGCUGGGACACAGCACACCUCUCCUGAGGAAGGUGGUGUACGACCAGCUGAACCAGAUUCUGUUGUCGGACUCUGCGCUCCCCGAAAGUCUGAUCUUGGUCAACUGCACUGACUGGCAGGGGCAGGUAAGGCUCCGCAACCUGGAGGAAGCCCUGUCUGAGACCGACACACUGGAGCUAACAGAUCAGGAGCUGUUUGCCGAAGUGGGCCCCUGCAUCAUGGUGUCAGUGGCAGAGAAACCCCGUACACCCAUGAAGAGCAGCAAAAAUGAAACCCAGGCCAUGCCAUCACCAAGGUUGGACGGAGGCCACACCCCCAGACAGAAGCGCAUCAGCACCCCCAUGAAGGAGAGACAGCUGUCCAAACCUCUGAGUGAACGGACCAACAGCUCGGACUCGGAGAGAUCCCCGGAGCUGGGACACAGCACACCUCUCCUGAGGAAGGUGGUGUACGACCAGCUGAACCAGAUUCUGUUGUCGGACUCUGCGCUCCCCGAAAGUCUGAUCUUGGUCAACUGCACUGACUGGCAGGGGCAGUAUGUUGCAGAGCAGCUCCAGGUACAGAGACACCCUGUGGUUUGCACGUGUUCUGCAGCUGAAAUCCAGGCAGUGCUGUCGGCUGUGCUCACUCGCAUCCAGAAAUUCUGUAACUGUAACUCGUCCAUGCCCAGGGCGGUGAAGGUGGCGGCAGUGGGCAGCCAGAGCUACCUGGGAGCUAUCCUGCAGUUCUUUGUCACUCAGCUCGCCAACAAGACGUCCGACUGGCUCAACCACAUGCGCUUCCUGGUUGUGCCUCUGGGCUCCCAUCCGGUUGCCAAACACCUUGGCGCCCUCGACAAUCGUUACAGCUCGUCCUUCCUGGACGGGCCGUGGAGAGACGUGUUCAGCCGCUCUGAGCCGCCACAGACAGAUCAGCUGGAUGUGGCGGGAAGAAUCGCCCAAUACAUCAGCGGAGCCACAGUCACACACCAGCUGCCCAUCGCUGAGGCCAUGCUCACCUGCAAACACAGGACGCGAGAUGAGGACUCCUACCAGAAGUUUAUUCCUUUCAUAGGGGUAGUGAAGGUUGGUCUCAUCGAGUCUGGUCCUUCUCCAACAGGAGAUACAGAAGAGGGUGUGGCGGUGAGCUUGGCCGUCCCCUCCACGUCUCCCCCUUCCCACAGCUCACCCACGGGGAUGAUUAAAGAGGCAGCCACGCCCCCCUCCUCUCCCUCCAUGGGCAGCGUCCUGUCAGUACAAGGGAGUCCCAGUAUGUCUCACGGCGUGGAUGCCAUCGGCCUGCAGGUGGACUACUGGCUUGCCUCUUUGGCCGAGAAACGGCGGGAGGGCGAGCGGCGUGACACUAGCUGCAAGAACACGCUGAAAAGCGCCUUCCGCUCACUGCAGGUCAGCAGGCUACCAGGCGGGGGCAGCAACGAUCCACAGGCCCAGGUCAGCACCAUGGCCAUGACCGUGGUCACCAAGGAGAAGAACAAGAAAGUUCCCACCAUCUUCCUGGGAAAGAAGCCAAAGGAGAAGGAUGUAGACUCAAAGAGCCAGGUCAUUGAAGGCAUCAGCCGACUCAUCUGCUCCGCCAAGCAGCAGCAGACCAUCCUGAAAGUGACCAUAGACGGCGUGGAGUGGAACGAUGUUAAGUUCUUCCAGCUGGCCGCCCAGUGGCCCACUCACGUCAAAUACCUACCUGUCGGACUUUUCGGCUACAGCAAGCCCCUCUCCUAGGGGUGAGCACCCGCCAGCUCCUCUGACCCUGACUUGACCUUCGACUUCCCUCAAUCUCAUCACAACUUUGCGCAAAGACCCCACCUCUGAGCACCUGCAGAGCUGAUGGAAGACGUCAUGCGGCUGGACUAUUUGUUUUUGUUUUUUUUUAUUUUGGCUACAGUUGUCUUAUUUUUUUUGGGGGGGGGGAGAAGGGAGGUGUUGGGGUCCAGCGCUGUUACUAGUCACUUUAAUGCCCCUUUUGGUGUGUGUGUUUGUGUGUGUGGCGAGUGUGCAUGCACACGUGAAUGUACAGUGUGUCUGUGUGUGUGUGUUUGUGUGUGUGUUUUUACAAGGGGCUUACAGCACAAGUUUAUUAGCUAACUGCCAUUUACGUUUCCGUUUUAUGGAAUGCAAUAGCAUGCGACAACUCACCGAUUUCAAGCCCUUAAAGUUUGACCCUCAACUUCUGACCCCUUCAAGGUCCUUCUCACCUCAAGACCUGACCCACACGUGCAUGCUCCAAACUAACAGAUUCACCACUCAUGUGCCAGAAACAGUAACUCAAAGUAAAAACGCAACGGGUCUUCAGUGUUUGCAUGAGCCAGUGAAAACUCACAAAAUGCAUUCAAAUAAAAGACCUGCCUGUGAUUUCUCCUCCGAUACGUCCACAGAACAGACGCCCUUCGAAACAGGCCCAUUCUUUUUUUAGAAUUUUUUUUCAAGGGCUUCCAUAUAAUUUAAAAUAUUUUUUCUUUACCAGAAUAAGUCGUUUGGAUGUCUAAUGCCAAAUGUUUAUUUUCAAAAAAAGAAUAAAAAUAAAGGGGAA